GUAUCUAAAAUGUGAUGUUUGUGGAAAAGUAUUCCGGUAUAAUUAUGAAAUGACAAGACAUUAUAGAAUCCACACAGGCGAGAAACCGUUUUCAUGCACUAUUUGUGGUAAAGGUUUUGUAUGUAAUAGCUCUUUGGGGAAGCACAGAAGAGCUCACACAGGUGAGAAGCCUUAUUCUUGUACAACAUGUGGGAAAAUGUUUGCUUAUAACAGUGAUUUACUGAUGCACCUGAAGACGCACACCGGUGAGAAACCAUAUCAUUGUAAAAUAUGUGGGAAAAUGUUUGGAUAUAGUAGUUCUUUAUUUAAGCACAUGAGAAUGCAUACAGGUGAGAAACCAUAUCAUUGUAAAACAUGUGGGAAAGUAUUUGGAUAUAGUAGUUCCUUAUUGAAACACAUGAGAAUGCAUACAGGUGUUAAACAAUAUCAUUGUAAAACAUGUGGGAAAUCGUUCAGCCGUGACUCUAUGUUGGCAGAGCACAUAAGAACACACACAGGCGAGAAACCGUAUGGAUGUAAAACAUGUGGGAAAAUGUUUAACUCUAGAACUCAUUUGUUGUGUCACAUGAAAACUCAUGCUAAGCGGUGCACUAUCAAUACAAGAUUAUUGGCUCAGUGAGCUGCGUUGAGCUAAAAGUCAGAGGUUUGUGUCACAAAACUUGAUUUUUUUAAAUCUGGUUUUAAUUACCCUGUUCAGGAAUGAAUAAUUGAAAGAGCUAUGAAUAUAAAUAUUGAUUUAAAGGUCAUGGUAACUUAGACUGAACACAUAACUUGUUAAAGAGCAGGUAAAGUUGAGAGGUUUAACUGGAAUGUGCAUGUAUUCAUUUAGUAUGCAGAAAACAUACAAGUGUUGUUAUACUUGAUUCUAAUCUGCUGCUAAAUCUUUUGCACUAAUUUAAUUUGAGCUAUUAGAAGAUGGAUCACAAAAACAAUACAAUGAAUUUAGUUUGGAACAAAGUAAAGAAAAUAUUUUCUUAGGCUUUGGAACUAUAAGCUUUAACGUUUAAAUGGGUCCAGUUUAAAGUGUCAGAGCUCUAGAGAGAGCCAAGCGCACACUCUUUUGUCAUACUUUCAGCAAGUGUUUUAUUGGUAUAUAUUUUUUUAUGUUCUCUAAAAAAAUUUUAUCAUCUUAUUGUCAUCUGAUAAUGGCAGCGUUUAUUCUGA
Neolamprologus brichardi is the source of this 1164-nucleotide messenger RNA. Lineage: Eukaryota; Metazoa; Chordata; Actinopteri; Cichliformes; Cichlidae. The record is from RefSeq and is a predicted model, not a curated record.